GGCCAAGAAAGGUGACAAUAAAAAAAACAAAAGUGAGAAUUAAGAGCUCGUUACAGUGAAAAUAUUAUAAUAAAUAUAUUUGAUAUAAAGAAUGGUUCGUUUUAAGAAUAGAUACAUUACAAUUGAAGUGUGUUCAUCAGAAGUUCCAGAAAAUAAACCAUUGGCUCUGAAGUCUUACUUAUUUCAUGAGGCCCUUAUGGAUAAAAUACAGCAACUUCAUGGUGAUUUUGGUAUUGCUGCUGUUAGAACAGGUUUACUUACCAAGUAUUGUAAUGAAAACACUAGAAUUGCUAUAAUUAGAUGUCGACAUGGACCUCAUAAAUUUGUUACAAGUGCCUUACCUUUUUUAACUAAAUUUGGGAAAUUAGAUGUUACACUAAGAACUCUCCAUGUUGGUGCAACAUUAAAACAUAGCUUUGUGUUUAUACAGAAACAUCAAAGGAGCUAUUUAGAUUUAAUGUGGUCAAAGCUUAAGACUGAUGAUGAAAGAAAAGCACUAGAAGCAGCUGUUUUAGAUUUCACAAAAACAGAUGUGUCUCUGAAUAAAGAAGGCCUUUUAAAAUUAUAAUUAUAUUAUAAGAAAUAACAGGGUAUUUAGAAUUGAGUAUAUAAAAUAAAAAUGUCAAUCUAACUACUUCUAUGUCAACAAAUAUUGAGGUUAGAAUUUCUUGUUUUAUUAUAGUACCACCUAUCAGAUUCAACAGAGCAAGAAGCAUGAUACACUGACAGACUGUUAAAGAGCAGGUGAAAUAAGUCUCAUAACAAAGUGGUGGUCAUUUACAGAAAUAAGACAGCUCUAAUGGUGAUGGCCAGAACUAUGAGAAGAGACAGCAGGAAAAACUAGACAAAAUUGUAAUAACUACCAACCACAAGAUGAAGAUGAUGAGGGCAGAAAGUUGUGGGAAGGCAAUACAGUAUUAUAAAAACAAGUGCUAUUUGGAAAGCAAAGAAUAUAUGGAAGAAGCUGGAGGAUGCUUAUGUGAAUUAAAAUAUUUUAUAAUAUACUGUAAAUAGCAGCAAUAAAGGAUUAUUAAAUAA
Leptidea sinapis is the source of this 1038-nucleotide messenger RNA. RefSeq names its product ribonuclease P/MRP protein subunit POP5 (gene Pop5). Gene Ontology annotation, cellular component: ribonuclease P complex. NCBI's taxonomy places the organism in Eukaryota, Metazoa, Arthropoda, Insecta, Lepidoptera, Pieridae. The record is from RefSeq and is a predicted model, not a curated record. The coding region runs from base 92 to 568 and encodes 158 amino acids. The transcript is spliced from 3 exons. Gene Ontology annotation, molecular function: ribonuclease P RNA binding. Gene Ontology annotation, biological process: tRNA 5'-leader removal.